UUAUAAAAGUCGCAUGUUGUACGACAAUCCCAAUAUCAGAGGAGGAAAGUCUGCCAGAGGCACUGCCAGCAUGGGGAAUCUGUGGCUUCCAAUUGUUCUGCUACUAGGGCUGAAGAUUGACGCAGGACAGACUCAGACAAAAUAUAUCACAGCCUUCAUGGAAAACUAUGCCGUAUCCACAGAUACAACGUUCCAGCUGUAUCUUUUGACAUAUAAUAAGACAGCCUCAGUCACGGUCACGGUGUCCAAUCCGCAUUUCAGCAAGACGGUUUUCAUUGAGAGGGAAAGCAGUGCACUAGUGAACUUUGACUACACAUAUAUGAUCACUGAAAGCCAAAAGACUUCCAAGGCUGUGCUGGUGACAUCCGACGUUGACAUAUCUGUCUUUGCUUUCUACACACAUAUAAUUUCUGCUGACGCCAUGGCUUGCCUUAGUCUUGAAGACCUUGGAACAGAGUAUUACAUAUCAACUACUGGACCAAGAACAAGCAAUCAAUUUGCUGUGGCCAAUGGCCUAGAAGAAGUUGUCUCAGUGACUGUGACCAUCUCUGGGUCCAUCACCUUUAAAGGCCUCUCCUACUCCAGUGGAGAUUCCUUCUCAUUCCAACUUGAGUAUCAACAAGUCGUUCAGUUUAAAAGUGCAGAUGACCUCACAGUCACCAGGGUCUCAUCCACAGCCCCAGUGGCUGUUUUCAGUGGCCAUACAUGCUUUUCCGGGAUCAACAAUGCAUGUGAUUCCUUGGCCGAGCAGCUACAUCCUGUGAAGAACUGGGGGAGCUCUUUUGUUGUGUUUCCAUUGUUGAACCACACUAAAGAUGUCAUUAAAGUUAUAUCUGCAAGUCCAGAUACUACAGUGGAUAUUAAUGGUCUGAACGGGGACACCCACCACAGCCUACAGAAUGGAUCCUAUAUCGAAAUCACUGUAGACAAAGGAAUGACUAUUAAGUCCACCAAAUCCAUUAUGGUGACAUACAUCUUCCAAGAUUUUAUACCAGGAGUAGUUACAGUGUAUGACCCCUUUAUCACUAACGUCCCACCCUCAUUAGUCACAAGGAUGUAUUACAGAUUUGUAACACAGGCAAGAUACUACAACUUCCUCCUGAUUGUAUCCCAGGCAUCUGCAUCUGAUGGGUUCUACCUGGACCACCGUCAGCUAAGUUCAUACAGCGUUUCAUUGAAAACUUUCAGUGGAUUCCAUGCUUGGGAGGUCUCUUUGGGUAAAACUGAUGGACAACAUGAAAUAUAUCAUGAGUCAAUGCCGUUUACAAUCUACGUUUACGGAAUUGAGAACUAUGUUUCCUAUGGUUACUCAAUGGGACAGGAAGCAAUAUAUGCAGCACCAACAGAUGAACCAGCACCAACAGAAGACCCUGAACCUGAGGGCACACUAAGCUGUCUCUCUCGUGGGGCUGAAUACCAUCUACCCCUCAGCUUGGUGACUGAGGCCAAUCUCAAUGUGUCUGAUAUCCACCUGGAAGACCCUCUGUGUAAGGCGGAGCUGAAGGGAGAUGUCACUCUUAUUAAAAUACCGUUCAGUAGAUGUGGAUCUGAUGUCUUGAGUGAAGAUGGGAAGACAUACUAUGUAAAUACCAUCUACGGAACAAUCCCAGAGACCAGAGUACACCGCAUUGAGAUCCCAGUGAGGUGUGAAAUAGAAACCAAUGAGACCCUUGGGUUCCACUUUCACCCUAAAGUCACAGAUGUGGUCUAUAAGAGUCACUAUAACGUCUCCCUGAAGCUCUAUCAGAACAGCGACUUUACCAACCUGGUUACCAGGUAUCCUUAUGCGGUUGACAUCCAUGGUCAUCUACACGUGGAGUUCAGAGUGGAUUCAGGUGAAACGGGGAUACAGAUAAUGGCAGAAAACUGCAGGGCUUCCCCGUCACUCGAGGAUACAGAGAAGACAUACAAUCUCGUCCAGCACGGGUGUUCCAGCGACUCUACCUUGCAGACUCACCCGGUCUCAAAUCACAGGCUACAACGCUUCAGUGUCCAUUAGGUUUUACGACUUCCAGGAGGUUUAUCUGACCUGCAACGUCAUCAUCUGUCACAAUGAAACUUCUCCAAACCACUGUACACAAGGCUGCAACAU
Messenger RNA from Pseudophryne corroboree (corroboree frog), 2092 nucleotides. RefSeq names its product IgGFc-binding protein-like. The transcript has 5 exons. The record is from RefSeq and is a predicted model, not a curated record. The coding region runs from base 14 to 1999 and encodes 661 amino acids. NCBI's taxonomy places the organism in Eukaryota, Metazoa, Chordata, Amphibia, Anura, Myobatrachidae.